AUGGAGUUCACAUUGCUUUGUAACAUUCGAGGUCCGUGCAAUGCGAGCGUUUCUAUACGACUUCGGCUACUGCAUGUCUGGCCGGCGAAUUCUCCAGGAGAUAUCAGGAUCUAUAAUGACUGUACUCUUUGGGCCGACAAAACGGGCACUCUGAUUCAUGGCGUCUCGCCAACUUCAAUGGCAGUUGGGAUUCGUCGUAACCUCUCUGUUGGCAAGAUAUACGUCUUAAAGUCCUUUGGCCUGAGCAACCCGCCGAAUCAGUAUCGGCUGUGUUCCUUUGAUUUGGCUUUGGGGCUUUCGCCUUCGACUUCUUUCCAGGACUGUGUUCUUCCUGCUGAGAGUUUCCCGGUUGAUGCUUACGAGUUUGUGCUUUUCUCCUAG
Molecule: messenger RNA, 381 nt
Organism: Linum tenue
Lineage: Eukaryota; Viridiplantae; Streptophyta; Magnoliopsida; Malpighiales; Linaceae
Source: the annotation of a GenBank genome assembly